Carya illinoinensis is the source of this 1662-nucleotide messenger RNA. RefSeq names its product F-box/kelch-repeat protein SKIP30. The transcript has 3 exons. Gene Ontology annotation, molecular function: protein binding. Lineage: Eukaryota; Viridiplantae; Streptophyta; Magnoliopsida; Fagales; Juglandaceae. The coding region runs from base 354 to 1466 and encodes 370 amino acids. The record is from RefSeq and is a predicted model, not a curated record.
UACCUUGGGCACAAGUAGUCAUAAAAACAUCGUUCUGGUAACAGUGUUGUUUUCGUAAAGCUGCGAAAGUCAUCCCCUUAGGCAAAGCUAAUCCUACGCUACCCUCUUUCUCUUAUUUUCCCUGUGUAGAAAUUUAAAGCUCCAGACCGCAAAUCUUUGGUUCUUCACCGGGUCUUGGCUUUGAGGUGACGACGACUUCUCUUCCUGUAUUUAUCCGAAGGGAUAUUUAAAACAGUUAGUCAUUAAGCAUAAUUUACGAGUGAAGCUGACGUCCUAUUUCUAGCAAUUGGAUUCUGGACCUGGUGUUGGGCAUAGGCAUAGUUUUCAAAACGGGAAUCAUCCAGUGAUCUGCAAUGGAUGAUUGCAUGUCUCAAUGCUGCUCAAGUACAGUGGAGAAUCAUAAGAAAAGGGAUGAAAAAGUGAUUAUUAUGUCUGGGCUGAUUGAAGGUCUUCCCGACGCCGUUGCUCUUAGGUGCCUUGCACGGGUCCCUUUUUACCUGCAUCCUAAGUUGGAGCUUGUUUCUCGAUCCUGGCAAGCUGCAAUUCGCAGCUCUGAACUAUUUAAAGCUCGACAGGAGGUUGGUGCAACUGAGGAUCUAUUAUGUGUGUGCGCUUUUGACCCAGAAAAUUUAUGGCAGCUUUUUGACCCUCUUCACGACCUUUGGAUUACACUCCCAGUCCUCCCCUCCAAAAUUAGGCACCUUGCCCACUUUGGUGCUGUCUCCACUGCAGGAAAGCUGUUUGUGCUUGGUGGUGGCAGUGAUGCUGUUGACCCGUUGACUGGUGACCAAGAUGGGAGCUUUGCUACCAAUGAGGUAUGGUCAUAUGAUCUUGUAACUCGGCAGUGGUCUCCUCGUGCAUCUAUGCUUGUACCCCGUGUUAUGUUUGCAUGCUGCGUUCUGGAUGGAAAAAUAGUUGUUGCAGGUGGUUUUACCAACUGCCGAAAAUCAAUUUCUCAGGCAGAAAUGUAUGAUCCAGAGAAGGAUGUGUGGAUUCCAAUACCUGAUCUCCACUGCACCCAUAAUUCAGCCUGUUCCGGGGUAGUGAUGGGAGGAAAGGUGCACGUCUUGCACAAAGGCUUGUCCACAGUGCAAGUCUUGGAUAAUGCGGGGCAUGAGUGGACGGUUGAGGAUUCUGGCUGGCUUCAGGGUCCAAUGGCAAUUGUUAAGGGUGCACUGUAUGUGAUGAGUCAUGGAAUUAUUUUCAAACAGGAGGGAAACGUGAGUAAGGUGGUGGUUUCAGCGUCUGAGUUCCGGAGGAGAAUUGGGUUUGCAAUGAUUGGGCUAGGAGAUGAGCUUUAUGUUAUAGGGGGUGUUCUUGGCCCUGACCAAUGGAACUGGGACAUUGAACCAAUGUCUGAUGUUGAUGUUCUGACGUUGGGGAUUGAGAGACCAACUUGGCGUCGGGCUGCUCCGAUGACAAGAUGCCGUGGAACCAUUUUUGGGUGUACACAUCUAAGAAUUUAGUUCUAUAAAUUGUUCUGCCGUUUCUUGUGAAAAUUAUGCUCUUGCUGUGAAUUCAGACCCCUCCCCUUUUAGAAACAAUGAAUGAGCUAUCUUUGCUGUACCUCGUUUCAUUUGUAAGCCUCCAUAGCCUUCUUGGCCUUGGUUUUUUGUUGCUGCUUUGUAGUUUCCAGAGGAAGCAAAGUUUUAAGUUUCAUUC